AUCAAAGCUGAACAAAGAUUCAGUUCGUUCUCCACUUCUGCUUCUGCUUCUAUUUGUUCUCACAAGAGACCUCAGGAUAGGAGUAACAAAUUCAACAGAAGUCACAUUUCCUGAUAAUCGGUCGAAGGUUGAAUUGGAGUCGAAAUUGGAGUCGAAGGAGGUUGAAAUUGAGUUGGAGUCGAAGGAGGUAGAGGUUGAGUUAGAGUCGAAGGAGGUUAAGGUUGAGUUGGAGUCAAAGGAGGUUGAGGUUGAGUUGGAGUUGUUGGAGUUGAAGGUGUAUUGUUAG
Messenger RNA from Dentiscutata erythropus, 286 nucleotides. The record is from the annotation of a GenBank genome assembly. Lineage: Eukaryota; Fungi; Glomeromycota; Glomeromycetes; Diversisporales; Gigasporaceae.